GAAAUUUUCAUUCGCCAGACCCAGUAUGAAAGAAGUGUAUUAACCUUCCAUCAUGGGUUUGGUCCUGUUGCACUAUCAAGCGAUCAGAAACAAACUGUUACAAGUACUGUUUCUUUUCACCAGGAGAAGCGUUAUUGUGAAAAUGAUCGGUAUCCUGAUGGUGUUUGCAACCCUUGAAUGCAUCUACAAGAUGAACUUUUCUUUACUGGAGCAGAUUCCCGAUAACAGGAAAGAUAGACGCCCUGUAGUGGAUUGCCAUUUAUUCGGAGGACAGUCAGAAAGUCUUUGUUCUACUAAUGUUAACAGCUUUGGCAACACAAGUAGAAAAGAAGCGUCAGAUACUUCGCUUGCCAUUUCGGUUCACAGUCAGCUCCAAGCUAUUACGAACGUUACGACAACUGCACAAGAGGAAAAAAGGAAAUCUUUGACAGAUUUGAACAUAACUACUGUCCUAGAAAAUAUCCGAAUCGGCGGUUCACCCUUCCCACCAACGAACCCACAUCCGUAUAAACCGAUUUCCUUGCCAAGUGACUGCAAUUUCCACGGAAACCGUUCUAAAAUCGUAAUUCUGAUGUACUCGCGGCCCGGAAAUUAUUAUUAUAGAAAGAUAAUUAGACGGACUUGGGGAGAACUGAAGGAUCCAAAUACACGUCUAGUGUUCCUGCUGGGGUUUCUAGAGGACGACCAAUAUGUGAUUGAGGAAGAGAGUGACAGGCAUAGAGAUAUUCUACAGGAGGAUUUCCAUGACUCCUACAAGAACAGUACUCUAAAGUUGAUAAUGGGAUACAACUGGGCCGUUAAACAUUGUUCUAAAGCCGACGUUAUCCUCAGCGUUAACGAGACGCUUCAAGUAAGAUCAGACAUAUUAUUCGAGUACAUAAGAGACUUAGUGACUCUUAAACCAUCACCUUUAUUUCGUGGUGAUCUUGUACCAUCAUUACCACCUAAUAAAUCGGGGUUCAUUGGUAACACUGCUGUGACAAAGGCUGCCUUCUCCAACGUUAACCUUGUGUCACGUGAUGUAUCAAAAAAGUUUCAAAUUAUUUUCCCCUAUAUUAAAAAUAGUGACAAUGAUAUAAAUGGUUACCUAGGCAAUGUUGCAAGGAUUUUGUCAGUACAACAGACUUAUGAUCCUUAUCUUGAUCCUGCAAAUCCAUUAUCAUUAUUUGCAUUAGCAGGUAAAAACAUUUCUAGACAGUUACUCUCGUAUCCUCUAAAUAUUAAUUUAAGACGACUUGUGAAGCGAAAAAUUCUUCAUUGCGAAGAGAUACCUCAAACACCAACCAACAGAAAGUUACUACCUCUUGUACACAAUGCGACUCAAUGUAAGUUUACGACGAAAGGGCACGACGCGGCCCAUAUUCUUGUAGUCAUCUGGUCUGAUCCUACCGACACAGAGCAGCGGUCAGCCAUUCGGGAGAUGUGGAAAUAUACGGAUAUAGGAACCGUCAGACAAGUAUUCGUACUAGGAUCAGAGGAUAUCCAUCAGAAAGACGUAAAUGCUGAAAGUAAGAAUUAUGGUGACAUAAUACAGGUCUCUGCAGUGAAAGACAAAUUCUUUGAUACCAUUAAAACAGUAUCAUCCUUCGCAUGGAUUGUGCAAUAUUGCAAAAGCACUGAUUUCGUUAUAUUUCUUGAUGGAAAUAUCAAUGUAGAUAUCGACAUGAUAACUGCAUUUAUGAAGAAACUCAUUAAAACUAAAAACAAUAAUAAUGGUGUAUUUCUUGGUCACGUUGUUGAUGAAAGGAAUCCCGAUAGACGACAAGGCUCACCUUUGUAUGUGAGCGAGGGAGAUUAUCCUUUUGAUCACGUUCCGCCGUCUGUGAUUGGUUCAAAUUACGUCAUGUCAUUUAACAUCGUCAGGUCUUUCCAUGUUGUAUUUCCAUUUGUCAAAUACUGCCCUAAUGUUGAUCUGUAUCUUGGAAUAGUAGCGAGUAAACUAAUGGUAAUACCGAGCCAUGAUCCACAUUUUGAUAGGAGGAACCAGACCUCGUUCUUUAGAGAUAACCCAUAACUGUGUAGAUACGUAUUUUGUCUUAUCAUUGUAAUUAAGUUUUGUUUUACCAUUCAAACAUAUUGUAUUGAUACUGAAUAGUCAAAGGGAUAGGGCUCAAGUUCUUAUUGUAAUUAAGAAUAAUACCAGAUUUAUAAAAAGUAGCAUUGUUUAAAAAUUGCUGUAGUUAUUUAAUAAACAGGUAAAAA
This is a messenger RNA of Mizuhopecten yessoensis (Yesso scallop), 2202 nucleotides long. RefSeq lists its product as uncharacterized. NCBI's taxonomy places the organism in Eukaryota, Metazoa, Mollusca, Bivalvia, Pectinida, Pectinidae. Bases 53 to 2014 code for a protein of 653 amino acids. Gene Ontology annotation, cellular component: membrane. The record is from RefSeq and is a predicted model, not a curated record. Gene Ontology annotation, molecular function: hexosyltransferase activity. The transcript is spliced from 2 exons.